Molecule: messenger RNA, 1650 nt
Organism: Hordeum vulgare subsp. vulgare (domesticated barley)
Lineage: Eukaryota; Viridiplantae; Streptophyta; Magnoliopsida; Poales; Poaceae
Exons: 3
Coding region: 186-1583 (465 amino acids)
Source: RefSeq, a predicted model, not a curated record
GCCAUGGUCUGUCAUCCAUCGUACUAAGCCAGCAGUCAAAGUGUCAAACACACACUCUCCUCAGAAGCGAUCGAGGUUGCUUCGUCCGCUCCGCAUCUGGCCCUAGCCUCCCCUCCCAGUCCUUCUCCAAUCCCGAGCUCCACCAUAGAACCUAAUUCUCCUCAGGGCCGAUCUCUGCCAAACAGAUGGAGGCCGGCCGUAGUAGUAGGAGUACGGCUACCCGGAAGAGGAAGUCAGCCGCACUCGAGGUCGAGCGCUAUCCGGCUCCGGCACCACCGGCGGCACCGCCCGAUCCCGGAGCGGCUGAACACGAUGGAUGCGGAGACGGACGAGAUCUCCACCACAUCAGAAACCUCAGCGACCUCCCCGACGACCUCCGUCCCCUUUGGCGCUCUCUUCCUCUCAACAUCGAUUGUGAUGAUGUGGUCCAUUCUAAUAAUGGUAAACUCGGUGAUGUCUUACAACGCAUAAUUUCCUCCCACCAAGGCGUCUGCCACCGCUUCUGCAUUCGCCCAGAAUUGUCCACGGACAUAGACAACGAUGCUGCCGUGGACGCCUGUCUCCUGUCCUCCACUCUGGAUAAACUCAAGGAGCUUGAGUUCUACCGUCGGCGGUGGCACAACUGGCAGCCGGUGCCGGUGCCGGCAUUAAUCUUCCGCUUCUCGCCCACCCUCUGUGUUGCCAAAUUCGGACAUUUCACACUCGCGGAAGACGCACUUCAGGGGAUUUACUUCCCCCAGCUUAAAAAGCUCGUUCUUCAUUAUGUCUACCUCUCGGAAUUCUCACUCAACAGCAUGAUUGCCCGCAGCCCUUCUCUCGAGUUCUUGCUAAUUAUUCGGUGCACUGGAGCCCGUCGCCCUCGGAUCAAUUCGUUUACCCUUAGAACCAUCGCAGUCGAUAAUCAUUCGCCAGAUCCAUCCAUAAAGGAACUCGUUAUCGAGAGUGCCCCUCAUCUUCAAACAUUAAUCCAUCUUGAUCACAACCAUGAUUUGCAUAUAGCCGCGCUUUCCGUGCCAAAGUUGGAGACCCUAGGUUGUACCAACUCCACGAGGCUCGUGUUUGGUUCCACAGAUAUUCGUCAUCAUCAGGCUUUGAUGAAGGGACCGUGCAUUCGUGGCCUUGCAACAGCGGCGUGCAAAAUCAAGUGUUUGGUUCUUGGUAUGGCUACUCUUAAUUUGCACAUGGUUAUCGAAUUGAUGACAAACUUUCCGUGCUUGGAGAAGUUGUACAUUCAGUGCCAGAAAUCAUGGAAAAACAAUUUGUGGCGUCGUAAAUACCGGGGUCUCAUUACCAGCACAUGUUUUGACAUGCAUCUGAAAACAAUAGUAUUGGAUUAUUAUCGGGGCAAAAAAUCUGACAUUGAUUUUGUUACUUUUUUCGUGCUCAACGCUAGAGUGCUAGAAAGGAUGAAACUUUUAAUAAAGAGGAACGAUGAUAAGUUCGUGGCAAUACACCGUCAUAGGCUUCAACUAAUGAACAGGGCUUCACAUGGUGCUCAUAUUAACUUUCGACUCAAGGAUUCGGAUGUGUGUAUCAGUAACAUGUACAAUUUUUGUAUACAGGAAAAUAUUUUAAAUUUGUAGCUGUUUACAUGCAAUUGUAAAACACUUGUUCUACUAGAAAUACAGCCAGCGACAUUAAAGUUACUAA